This is a messenger RNA of Camellia sinensis, 955 nucleotides long. The record is from RefSeq and is a predicted model, not a curated record. NCBI's taxonomy places the organism in Eukaryota, Viridiplantae, Streptophyta, Magnoliopsida, Ericales, Theaceae.
UAAAAGAUUCUCAAGAAGCGAAUCGUAAAUUCGGAGAUUGAUAUAGAGAUUGAAUCACUUUGAAGCUUUCGACGAUGGAGUCCGAUCAGAGUUGGACUUCUUCUUCUUCUUCGUAUUACGGUGUCCUCGGCGUCACUGCCAACUCCUCCGAUGAAGAGAUUCGCCGUGCCUAUCGCAAGCUUGCUAUGCAAUGGCAUCCUGAUAAAUGGACAAGAAACCCUUCUCUUUUGGGUGACGCCAAGCGCAAAUUCCAACAAAUUCAAGAAGCUUAUUCAGUAUUGUCGGAUAAGAGGAAGAGAACAAUGUACGACGCGGGAUUAUAUGAUUUUGUUCAAGAAGAGGAUGAGGGCUUCUCUGAUUUUCUGCAAGAAAUGAUGUCUCUAAUGGCUGAGGUUAGGAGAGAGGACAAGAUUUACACAAUGGAAGAAUUGCAGAGCAUGUUAAUGGAAAUGGCCAAAGGUUUUGAGUAUCCAUCGGAGCGGUCUUAUUCCCCUCAGUGCCAGUGGCCUUCUUCAUACGAGUCUUUCCAAUGGGGUUGUGCGCCGUUGAAGUUUGAUGACUCUGGAAGUAGUUCAAAGAAAGCUCGAUGUGAUGCAAAUCCAGCAGUGGCUGCAACCAGAACCAGCUCACAUUUACAAAUGUCGGGUUUUGGGAUGUACGGGACAAACUAUUUUUGUAAUUAAUCAGUCAGUACAGUACCCUGUCCAUCUGUCAAUGUAAAGGAUUGAUCAUCCAUCAUGCUAUGGCAUAGGGUGUCACCAGAACAGAAGAACAGUUUUCCUUGUUCUUUCUGGAUUUAGAUGGUAAAUGUUCAGUUGAGAUGGUUACACCCAUUGUGGAAAUUUGUCAGCAUUUUGGGCUUUUGUGAGUGGUGGCUGUGAUGAAUUAUUGUAAAUCUGAUUAUGGAAUUUUUAUUACGGGCUAUUGAAAUUUGGAUCAUGCGAAUAAUUGGCAA